UUUUUAUGUUUGUUUGGCAUCUUGUGGUCAUUUUGCUCAUAUCAGUUUGGUGUCUGUUGCAUUCACUGGCCGUAACAGCUUUCACAUAGCAGAAAAGAAAUAGCGCCCUCUACUGCCCAGAGUGAAGUAGUAUAGUUACCAAUAGAACAGUAGGGCUGGUGGACAAAGUUUCGUUUUUCUAGAAAGAGACCGCACCUUAUAAUAACCUAUGGGUUUCAAUUAUUUCACAAAGGCAUUCUUGAGAGUUGCGGAACGGUCAAAUAGAAGAAGACUAUUAGGUCAGCGCUACUGUCCAACAGGAAGCGCCUGUAUGAAGUUCAGUCACAGACCGCAGGAGAAUAUGGGGAGAAAUGGAAAAGAGCAGGCAGGAGAGACAAAGAAGGUCCAAAGAGAUGAAGAAAUGAGCGAAGGAGAAGAGGGAGAAGAAGAAUUGAAGGUGAAUGAUGAAGGCAAAGAUAAAACUGGCUCGCACCAAAAAGAAGAAGAAGCAGGUGGUGGUAAAGUGCCAGAUGAUCCUCCUGCAGGCUCAGGUGGAACACGAGGAGCUCUUGUCGGCAUUGCAGUAGGAGCAGCAGGUGCUGUGGUCCUGGCUCCUUUUGCUCUGGGGGCCAUAGGUUUCACCUCAGCAGUAAUUGCAGCAGGCUCCCUUGCUGCUAAAAUGAUGGCAUCUGCUGCAAUUGCUAAUGGAGGAGGAGUAGCGGCAGGAAGUCUGGUGGCUGUUUUACAGUCUGCAGGUGCAGUUGGUCUGUCAGGCACUGCCACUGCAGUUGUGGCCAGUGCUGGAGGUGCAGUGGGAUGGCUGACAAGCUUCGUCAGCCAAAAAGCAAGGGAAGCAAGGGACAGGAAACAAGACAAAUCCAAGUAAUUUCAGUUUGGCCAGAGGAAAGACACAAAUGCACAAAUUCUUUCCUUCACUUACCCAGCAGCAUUUUAAUGGCAUUAGAUUUUUAAAUAUGCAAUAAAUCUGUGAAAGAUC
Messenger RNA from Monopterus albus (swamp eel), 976 nucleotides. Its product is annotated as interferon alpha-inducible protein 27-like protein 2A. Gene Ontology annotation, biological process: release of cytochrome c from mitochondria; intrinsic apoptotic signaling pathway. Bases 209 to 865 code for a protein of 218 amino acids. The transcript is spliced from 6 exons. The record is from RefSeq and is a predicted model, not a curated record. NCBI's taxonomy places the organism in Eukaryota, Metazoa, Chordata, Actinopteri, Synbranchiformes, Synbranchidae. Gene Ontology annotation, cellular component: mitochondrial membrane.